Sesamum indicum (sesame) is the source of this 922-nucleotide messenger RNA. The record is from RefSeq and is a predicted model, not a curated record. Lineage: Eukaryota; Viridiplantae; Streptophyta; Magnoliopsida; Lamiales; Pedaliaceae.
GCGAUCAUCAUGAUGAAUUAAUAAAGAUGGGGAUCAGUCCAUCUCUGAAGGGAACCCAACUGACUCAUAAGUUUCCGUAUGUCAUUUUCUGUGCCCCUCCAUAUGGAAAUCCAGAUUACCCUGGUGAAGUCAGGGAAGCAACUUUGAAUUGGAACGGUGAUGGUUCCUUCCUAUUUACUUCAAGCUCGGCUCCCUAUGACUGCAGUGACAAUGGAUCUUGUGAUGAGGACACUCCAGUCGUACCAAUUGGGAGGAGCCCCAGAACAGAUAAUCUACUCAAGGCAGAGAAAGUAGCACUGGAGGCUGGUGGUUGUGUUGUUAGACUAGCUGGACUCUACAAAGUAGAUAGAGGUGCCCAUACGUACUGGUUGGAGAAAGGGACUCUUGAUAUUCGGCCGGAUCAUAUCCUCAACCUAAUCCAUUAUGAGGAUGCAGCAUCACUUUCAAUUACCAUCUUAAAAAAGAAACUUCGUGGCAGGAUCUUUCUUGGCUGUGAUAAUCACCCGCUAUCCAGGCAGGGACUGAUGGAAUUGGUUAAUAGGAGCGGAAAAUUUAGUAAGAAGUUUGAGGCUUUUACAGGAACAUCCGAUCCUUUAGGUAAGAAAUUAAACAACUUGAAAACUCGUGCAGAACUAGGAUGGGAGCCAAAAUACCCCAGCUUCGCUCGGUUCCUCGAGAGUCUCUAAGUAGCUUUUGCUAUCAACUACAUACUCUGGAGCAAUUGGUGUGUGUAUAUAGAGCGUAUUGAUGAUAGACGAAGUAUCACUUGUGAAGGCCUUGGUAUUUUAACUUGAUCACUAUAGCUAAUAAAUAGCAUUUUUGUCCAAUAAAGUUAUUUUAUCAACCAAAUACCUACCUCUAUAUUUUCUGUUCAUUUGCUCUCAUAUCUAAGAGGAUUCAAGUAUAAACAUCUGCGUACCAU